This is a messenger RNA of Suricata suricatta (meerkat), 956 nucleotides long. RefSeq names its product CEBPZ opposite strand (gene CEBPZOS). The transcript has 7 exons. NCBI's taxonomy places the organism in Eukaryota, Metazoa, Chordata, Mammalia, Carnivora, Herpestidae. Bases 445 to 687 code for a protein of 80 amino acids. The record is from RefSeq and is a predicted model, not a curated record.
AGCCCGAGUGUUUCCGGGUCGCUCGGCGACCUUGGCCCCGUGACCCGGGCAGUGCAGCCUGCGAUGCCCGCGGGAGUCGGCUGCCGGCCUGGCGGGAGCGUGCGGGGAGCCCGGGCAGGCGGGAGAACGCGCGGGGUCGCCGGGAUACACCCCGAGACCCGGGGGCCGGGGGCCCGCGCGAGGGCCUGAGGAUCGUGCGUAGCCAGCCUGAGGCAGCUCCCGGGGGCCUCGCUGGUCCCGUGGUUCUGCACCGUGGGGACCUGGACCAAGCGCGUUGGCUAAUCAAACCCGGGGACGCGGCUGAGGAAGCUUGCUCUCCGACAGCCAGCGUUGCUGUGGUAUGCCUUCGGUGGUCUUUAUCAACUAGGCCUUAUCAGUCGUUAUAAACACCUUUCCUGAACCUGAGGGGACUUGGAAGCUGUGGAUAUAUAUAUUUCAAAAAGGAUGUCCCGCACUAUGGAACCGCUGGCAAAGAAGAUCUUUAAAGGAGUUUUAGUAGUUGAACUUGUGGGCGUUUUUGGAGCAUAUUUUUUGUUUAAUAAGAUGAACACAAGUCAAGAUUUCAGGCAAACAAUGAGCAAAAAAUUUCCCUUCAUCUUGGAAGUUUAUUACAAAUCCAUUGAGCAGUCUGGAAUGUAUGGAGUUAGAGAGCAAGAUCAAGAAAAAUGGCUGAAUAGCAAAAAUUAAGAAAAAAGACAGUAAUGCCUGCCAUUCUGGAACAGGAAGUAAAGCAUUUUAGACUUACCUGAAGGAUAGUCUUUGCAAAAAGGGCCACAGAGGGAUGAAAAUGCUCAGACAGCUAAAAAGAAAAAUGUAAGCAAAGUCAACUCUUACUACACUAAACCAAAGAACUGAAACUUGAGCCCAUUGUAUUUCUCAAUUUUGCACACACAUUACUUAAGAUUUUCUAUAUGCAAAUGUAGAAACAUAAAUGCAUAAAUUUAGGGGUGACUGGA